AAAAGGGUUGCUAAAUAGGCGAGAGCGUGCGGGAAGGCGGGAGCCAGCCAGCCAGCGACGCCCAGCCAUGCCCUACCCUAAGCUCAACCCUAUACCCUCUCCCUCCCUGGCUCUGCUGGCGGACAAGAAGAGUGGAGCUCGGAUCUAGCGCACGGGCCGCGCCCCGCCGCCGAAUCUCUGUGGUUUUGGGGCUCAUCUCGCGCCCCGCCAAUGCCUGCCACGGAUCGGGGCAUGGCGCCUAGAGGGUUUGUUGGAUCUCGCUUCUUGGCAUGAGCAAGGUGCAUGGCAUGGAUUCUCCUAAACGGGAGCAGUGUCUGCCUCCCUGCGGGGAACUCCAGGGGUCUCCACUGUUUAAGUUCCUGUGUAGCCUUUCUCCUAUCAAGCAGGCCAAGUCCGCUCAUGUCGCCCAGACGUACUCGGAACUAAGCUUCCCAGCACCUCUUCCAGUCUUCGUCUCGCCCAAAAAGAAGAGAGAACGCGCUGGAGUUGCUCGCACUAGCGGCGCUACUUCUCGCGAGUCCGAAACGACUGAGGCGUCCGAUUUAACUUGCUCACCUCCUGCCGAAGAAGUGCUCAACCAGCAACAGAAAAACACGUCCGAUACAUCAGCAGAUGCUACCGAAGAAAUACCCUCCAAACAAGAUGCAACGCUGGCUAGUUUUCUUCCCGGCCAAGACCAUACCCCCGAGGGUGCAGCGUCAUUCAAGAACUCGGGUGACGAGCCGGACAGCGAGGCUGCCAAUUUGGAGGUUGCAAACAUGGAAAAGCUGGCAAUUACUGGACACACAGAUCACACAGACUCUACUGUCGAAGAUGUGCGGACGAGUAGGAACCAGCGGGGAGCCAGACGGAGAUGCCUGGAUUUUCAGUCCGACUCGCAAGAGUCGAAUGCCGAAAAUCUUAGCUGCAUUGUGUCUCCUGGUGUCUCCUCGACGCCAACCUCCGGGCCAGAGUCUCUUAGUACGCUUAUUAGCAGUUUGUCCGGUUCUGGAUGCUCUGAUUCUUGUAAGAAGCUCAUGCGGGAGGCCGUCCCAUCUGGUAUCGGUUUGCAUCUCAACAGUCUGGGACUGCUCACGGCACCACGAGGGGUUUCACUUCAGUCGCUCGUAUCGUGCUCGCAAGAGAUGCAAAGUGCUGAAGGAUUUGCCUUGUGUGGACAAGGUCCUAUGAACUUGCGGCCUGGCCUUUUGUUCUCAGUCGUGGAGAAGACAAGAAUGGAGCAGGAGGUGCAAGGUACUUCUGGUUCCCAGGAAGGCUUACUUACGUCAACUACGUGCGUCCGAUCUCUUACGCUUGGUAUUCAAGCAAUGGACGAGGGUACUCCGUUUGGGAUUGAACAGGUGGUGACACCAGGGAGGAAGCGCUUGUCAAUGCAAAGCGAUUCCAUGGAUGGUGAAAUGGGCCGGACUCCUAAAAAGAGGAGGAAGUCUCUUGGAGAAAAAGCUGGCGACGGCUGCAAGCGAUGUCACUGCAAAAAGUCGAAGUGCCUAAAACUAUAUUGCGAAUGCUUUGCCGCUGGAGUCUAUUGCCUUGACUCUUGCGCCUGUCGGGACUGCUUCAACAAGCCCGAGUUUGCUGACACAGUCAUGGGAACCCGUCAGCAAAUCGAAACUCGUAAUCCAUUAGCAUUUGCUCCCAAAAUUGUACAGACAUCUGAUAACACACCGACGGAAGGGCCCAAUUGCCCCGAUACAACAGGAUCUGCUAGGCACAAGCGCGGCUGUAACUGCAAGAAGUCGCUGUGUCUGAAAAAGUACUGCGAAUGCUACCAGGCUGGCGUUGGCUGUUCGGAUGGAUGCAAGUGUAAUGGCUGCAAAAACAUUUACGGCAUCAAGAAAGCUCAAGACGAAGCUGAUCCAUUGGAAGACCCACACCCACUCCAGAUCAAUAGCAACAGUUCUUUAACCAGCCUCAGCCCAAUAACCCCCACGCUGAUCCAGCAUGCAUCUGUAUGCACCAGCAUUGUGCCAUGCGACUCGACAAAUACGCCUUCAUCGACAACUCCAGCCACAUCAGUGAGCAAGCUCAUGGACUCCAACAGCUUGGCUUGGGACGAGACCCCCGAGUUUCUGAGAGCCCCGCGCUCGUCUCCCAGGUCGAUGCUCAACGACCUGCUGUCGUCAGACGAAGCUCCCGAGUUCAUAAGAGCUGAGCGCUCGUCUCCCAGGUCGGGGAUCAAGGGCUCGCCAAAGCAAAAGCGAGUGGCCCCUCCCAACGCCGGCCUGCUCGCCGCUGGUGGCGCCCCGUCGUCUUCCUCGGUCCUCAAGAGCGGCAGGAAGCUCACUCUGCAAUCACUCCCGUCACUUCCGCCGGUGACACCGUUUUCGUUUCCACACCAGGGAUGCAAACGUAGCUGAAGGAAAAGGCCGCGCUCCUUCACUUUCGGUAAAACAAACCUGUAUUUGUAUGGACCAAGUGGGAUGCUGCCUGUCCCAAAGUGAGAUAUAAAUAUAUAUAUAGAGUGAAAUGGUCCUCGUUGACUGUCCAA
Selaginella moellendorffii is the source of this 2488-nucleotide messenger RNA. Its product is annotated as protein tesmin/TSO1-like CXC 2. The coding region runs from base 270 to 2357 and encodes 695 amino acids. The record is from RefSeq and is a predicted model, not a curated record. The transcript is spliced from 11 exons. Gene Ontology annotation, molecular function: DNA-binding transcription factor activity. Lineage: Eukaryota; Viridiplantae; Streptophyta; Lycopodiopsida; Selaginellales; Selaginellaceae.